Penicillium verhagenii is the source of this 969-nucleotide messenger RNA. Its product is annotated as MIP transporter. Gene Ontology annotation, molecular function: water channel activity. The transcript has 4 exons. Gene Ontology annotation, biological process: transmembrane transport. The coding region runs from base 1 to 969 and encodes 322 amino acids. The record is from RefSeq and is a predicted model, not a curated record. Gene Ontology annotation, cellular component: plasma membrane. NCBI's taxonomy places the organism in Eukaryota, Fungi, Ascomycota, Eurotiomycetes, Eurotiales, Aspergillaceae.
AUGGUCGUAGCUUAUCUUCCCCGGUCUGAGAAGGAGGAGUAUGAUCAUGAUCACCCGCAUCUGAAGCCCAAUUCCCACUCGUUCGCCGGCCGGCUCGGUGGCAACCAGGAUUUUAUCCUGGACCGGAGUGACCCCAAGAAUGUUGAGAUGCUGGAGAAGAUGCCCGAUGCGGCCCCAUGCAUGACGUUCGCCGAGAUCUUCGAUCUAAAGGGCUUCUGUAGUCCAGAUCUAUGGAAGUUCGCGAUGCUGGAAUGUGUCGCUAGUUUGAUGAAUGUCUUCAUCUCCUCCUGGGUCACUACGCAUCCCAUGGCGGCUACGUCUUACCCCACGGCAGGUGCUGGCAUCUAUGACACCGUUACAUUCUUUUCCCCGCUGUUCGGAGGCAUCACCAAUCUCCUCAUGACUCCACUCCUGAUCUACACCUUUGGCGCGUCGAGUGGAGGCCAUAUCAGCCCGACUAUAACCAUGGCGUGCUUCUUUACCCGGAUCAUCUCCUUCCCGCGUAUGGUGCUGUAUAUUGCUGGGCAAACGCUGGGCGGUGCUCUUGCGGGUUUCGCACUCAACACGGCCUACGGUAACCGGAAUUUUACCGUGGGAGGAUGUCACAUUGACACGAGCUUUGUGCCGCCCAAGGAUGCCCUGGUCAUCGAGUUCAUGGCGUGCCUGAUCCUGAUUUUCCUGGCUUUCGGCGUUGCCCUUGAUCCUCGACAAGCCAAGGUCUUUGGCCCUGCCGUUGGCCCGUGGUUUGUGGGUAUUGUUCUGGCGGUGGUUUGCUGGGGAACCGCAUUCACCCGUGAGGGAUAUAUUGGAGCGAGUCUUAACCCGGCACGGUGCUUCGGAGCCUAUGUGGCGUCGGAGUUUCCCACUUAUCAUUGGCUCCACUGGGUUGGACCACUGGCGGCCUCUAUCGCGCACGGUCUGGUGUACUUUGUUGACCCACUUUGGACCGAGACGCGGAGUUCGCCGUGA